AUGCCCGCGCCGGCCAACACGCUCCUGAUCGAGGGUUCCUUUGAGGAACUCACCGAGGAACUCGCGCAAUAUAUCGACAAUCUAAAGAGAGCGCAGGGCGACGAAAGCCCCGGGAUACAGUCGGAGAUUGCAUCGUUGCUACAAGAGAACAAGAAGGAUGAGGUAUUGAAGAGGCUGGUGACGGGCAGCGCAGUCCUGAAUUCAGCGCCAGAGAAGGAAUUCGUGGCAGCAUACAACCUUCUCGUCCACCUCGUCCGACAGUCCCCCAACAUGAACAUGUUCCUCUCAAGAAUGUGCCAAAACCUCUCGGCCCCCAUAACCUCUUCGCCAGCCAAUGCCUCGGGCCUCGCCCUCUCGAUCCUCAGCACAAUCUUCAACAUCCUCCCCGCCGACAGCGAAGCCCGAUACCACGUCUUUCUCGCCAUCCUACGCGUGAUCCGCUCAUCCGCCAACUUUGACACCCUGCAACCGCAGCUCAAGAACCUGGACUCCUGGCUCGCAGAAUGGGAGAUGGACGAAGACUCCGAGCGCAAGCUGUAUCUCGCCUUGGCCGACUCCGCGCAAGACGCGGGCGAAGAUGACCACGCAUACCAAUACCUCGUGAAAGCUCUGCGCACGAUCCCCUCAGACGAAUCCUCCAGCGACGAAGCGCGAACCCUCAGCCUGCGCGCCCUAAAAGCCGCACUAACCCAUCCGACUCACUUCGACUUCCAGGACCUCACGAGCCUCGACAGCAUCCAAGCCCUCCGCAAAUCUGACGCGGUCUACUUCGAGCUGCUCGAGCUCUUCACAUCCGAGAUGCUCGACGACUUCAACGACUUCAAAGACGAGCACGAUGGGUGGAUCGAAGCCGAAGGCCUCGACGGCGACGCUUUGAACCGAAAGAUGCGGCUCCUGACCCUCGCGUCGCUCGCCGCAUCGACCGGCCAAACGCGGCAACUGCCCUACGCCCACAUCUCCAAGGCGCUGCAGAUUCCGUCCGAGGAUGUCGAGAUGUGGGUCAUCGACGUGAUCCGCGCGGGACUCGUGGAGGGCAAGCUAAGCCAGCAGACGCAGACGUUUCUUAUCCACCGCAGUACUUAUCGUGUUUUUGGAGAGAAUCAGUGGCGCGAGGUGGCGAGCAGGCUGGAUAUGUGGCGCACGAGCUUGGCGGGCGUGUUGGGAGUUAUUAGGAGUGAGAAGGAGAACUUCAUUCAAACGAAGGAGCAGGAGGCUAGGGAGUUGGAUGCGAAAGUCAAUGGAGGUGGGAUGGGGGCGGCGUAUAGGCGGCCGGGCGGGAGGGCGGUGGAUGUGGAUUUAGAGUAG
Messenger RNA from Coniosporium apollinis CBS 100218, 1305 nucleotides. RefSeq names its product eukaryotic translation initiation factor 3 subunit M. The record is from RefSeq and is a predicted model, not a curated record. Gene Ontology annotation, biological process: cytoplasmic translational initiation. The transcript has 2 exons. NCBI's taxonomy places the organism in Eukaryota, Fungi, Ascomycota, Dothideomycetes. Gene Ontology annotation, cellular component: eukaryotic translation initiation factor 3 complex; cytoplasm. Gene Ontology annotation, molecular function: translation initiation factor activity. The coding region runs from base 1 to 1305 and encodes 434 amino acids.